Messenger RNA from Thunnus maccoyii (southern bluefin tuna), 759 nucleotides. It is a transcript of the gene ssna1, whose product is annotated as Sjogren syndrome nuclear autoantigen 1. Gene Ontology annotation, cellular component: ciliary basal body; centrosome. The record is from RefSeq and is a predicted model, not a curated record. NCBI's taxonomy places the organism in Eukaryota, Metazoa, Chordata, Actinopteri, Scombriformes, Scombridae. Bases 264 to 608 code for a protein of 114 amino acids. The transcript is spliced from 3 exons.
CUUAAAGUAGAAGAAGAAGAAGAAGAGUUGUCUGGGAAACCAACCCGCCAUGUACGUGCAGUUCAUCUACAACACUUUCUGUGGAAAGACGGGUGUAUCUUUAGCUUUAACAGCUACUGUCUGACCCGCUUAUACAUCAUACAGAUACGAUACAGAUGACGAGCUAGUCGGACCUGCGAGUUUAGAGAACAAGUAGCUAACAGCUAGAAACUACAAAGUCACGGUUGAAUCUUAUAGUUGGGCGAAGCUAGCUGAACUCAGACAUGACCCAACAAGCUGCUGCUCUGCAGACCUACAACAAUGAACUUGUCAAGUGUAUUGAGGACCUGUGCUCCAAGCGGGAGGAGUUGAACCGUCAGAUCAAGCAGGAGGAAGAGGAGAAGGAACGGCUGCAGCACGACAUCCGCGUCCUGUCAGAGAAGCUGAGCAGAGUCAACGAGAGCCUGGCACAGAGACUCGCCGCCCGCGCCACCUUCGACCGCACAAUCGCAGAGACCGAGGCCGCUUACACCAAGAUCUUGGAGAGUUCACAGUCUCUUCUCAGCGUCCUGAAGCAGGAGGCAGGAAACCUCAGUAAAGCCACAGAACCCCGAAGGAAAGAGCAUUAAUGGAGACGAAAGGUCACUGAACUCUCUUUUCGACCACAACAGUACAUUUGACUCUGCACUUUUAAUGCAGUUUAUUCUCCAUCCUGGACUAUUUGUAAUAUAUUUGAUUGAUUUUAUAUAUUCUUUAUUCCAAUAAAUGUGUUUCUUAACA